UAAAUAAUACAUCUCACAGCUACAGGAGCACAGUUAUUUCACUGAUUAGCCAUGGGGCACAUAUGUACUCAAAUGCAGGUAUUAUACUGGACAGGGCGGCAGUAUCGCUGCCAGCCUGCUCACUGCUGAGCGGCUCGUCAGGCUUACUCUAGCCUGAUAGGUUAGCUGCUUAGCCAACAGCUAGCCAUUAAGCUAAUCAGAGAUCAAGUAGGUUACAGAGAGCUGCUUGUCGGAGGCCUGUAUGUAACCGAGGUGGACAUUUGAGAUGACAGUUACCUGCACCUUUUAACAACCGUGACGUUUAUCAAAGAUCCCUGGUCCAGCCUGCCUUGAUGUUGGACUUCUUGCCUAGAAUGCAGCCAUGAGCUCUGUCUUGUGGAGCCAGGAGAAGCCUACUGGUGGCUUCAGGGAAGACUGGCGCUUUUACAUGGUCAUAAAAGAGUGUACGGUGGAGAAACCUCCCCAGAAGACACUGAGAAUCCCACGUGGCAGUCUGGGCCAAGCAUGUCAGGAGCGCAACAACUUGGGCCGAACAUUGCCCCCGUGCAAGGGGAAGAAAAGUCUUCGCAUUCUGGAUCAGACUAAUGUUGUGCUGAGCCUGGAUGAGCGUGAUGUUCAGGAGCUGGAUGAGAAACUGGCCGAGUUACUGUUCCCUAUUACCAACUGUGAGGAACGAUACGCGCUGCUCUGCAAUGACUCACGGCUGGCACGCUGCUGUGAAAUAGACUGUGGUUCCAAGGUACGUGUUCAGUUACGUUCUGGAGAUGAACCUCUGCCUGGUGUGGUCCGAUUCAAAGGCUCACUGCUGCCUGACAGGGCACUCUCUGGAAUCUGGUUUGGAGUAGAGCUCCUGGAGGAGGGCCGGGGCCAGGGCUUCACAGAAGGCUCCUACCAGGGUCGACAUCUUUUUCGUUGUGAGGAUGAAUGCGGUGUGUUUGUGGCCCUGGACAAACUUGAACUCUGGGAGGAUGAUGAUGAUGUCACAGGCGAGCUUGAGGUGGACCAUGUCAAUCUGGUAGAAGAUGAUCAUGACUUUCCCCGACUGGAAAUUAACUCUCGGGUCCUGGUGCAGACCAGAGACGGACCCGAGAGAGGCACCAUCAUUUUCUGUGACCUCCUACCAGGAAAUGAAAGUCUGGGCUAUUAUGUAGGAGUGGAUAUGGACAAUCCUAUUGGUGACUGGGACGGUGUAUUUGACGGGAAGCUGUUGUGUAAUUUUGCCAGUUUGGAGCACACUCGACUCGUCCCCAUCUGUGACGUGAUGCCAGAAUAUUCCAUGCAGGACCAAAGACUGCAAAAGCACAGUUUUGUCCCCAGAACCAACACCAGUGAGAAGCCGUCCUCUGGACAGAGCAAACCAAAGAGCAAAGGAUUAGCUCAUCAGUGUGGCAGUAGGAGCAAGUCUGAGUUUUACUAUACUUUAAAUGGCAGCUCUGUUGACCCCCCCGUCCAGACCAAAUCCAAAAGCACAUGGUACAUUGAUGAAGUUGGUGAAGAUCCUGCCAAGUCACUUACAGAAACUCCUCCCGACUUCACUCAGGCCUCCCCGCCCUCCAGAGCUCCACCCUCAGCCUCGUUGUCCAGUGACAACAAGUUCCACUCCCUGCCCUUCAGCCUGAACAGGAAGACGGGGCCCCUAGAUAACAUGAGUCAUGGGCCUCUGUCUCUAUCUGUACAGUCAGUAAUGGGAGAGCAACCUGAGCCUCCAUCACCUGCUGCACCUCCAUCACCACGGCCUUCAACCCCUCCUCGUGGGCAGCCGGGACUCGAGGUGGGCUCUCUGGUGGAGGUGAAGGAGAAUCCUCCUCUGUGUGGUGUCAUCCGCUGGGUGGGUCUGCCUCCUGGUCUGUCAGAGCCUCUGGCUGGGCUUGAGCUGGAAGAAGAAUGUCCUGGCUGCACAGACGGCACCUUCAAAGGCACCAGGUACUUCACCUGCCCUUCUAAAAAAGCUCUCUUUGUGAAGCUCAAGUGCUGCCGACCAGAUUCCCGCUUCCCCUCCCAGCACCAUUCCUCCAACCCCAUAGAGAGGUGCAACUCCAUCGCAUUUGGAGGUUACCUGAGUGAGGUAGUACAUGAGAACACGCCCCCCCGCACAGAACAUGAUGGCUUGGAUGUUAUGGUGGGAAAAAAGAAAGGCAUCCAGGGCCAUUACAACUCUUGUUACUUGGACUCCACUCUCUUCUGUCUUUUCUCCUUCAGUUCUGUACUGGACACAGUUCUACUCAGACCUCGAUCGAAGACUGACGUAGAAUAUUACAGAGAGACUCAGGAGCUGUUACGCACUGAAAUAGUCAACCCUCUUCGCAUACAUGGUUAUGUCUGUGCCACAAAGGUGAUGAAACUGAGAAGAAUACUAGAGAAAGUGGAAGCUGCGUCUGGGUUUACAUCUGAAGAAAAAGAUCCAGAGGAAUUCCUCAACAUUCUUUUCCACCACAUACUGAGGGUGGAUCCACUACUGAAGCUACGGUCAGCUGGUCAGAAAGUCCAGGACUGUUAUUUUUACCAGAUCUUCAUGGACAAAAAGGACAAGGUCGGAGUUCCCACAAUCCAGCAGCUCUUGGAGUGGUCCUUCAUCAAUGGCGACCUGAAGUUUGCGGAGGCUCCGUCCUGUCUCAUCAUCCAAAUGCCUCGUUUUGGCAAAGACUUCAAAAUGUUCAACAAGAUUUUCCCUUCACUGGAGUUAGACAUCACAGACCUUCUGGAGGACACACCGAGGGAGUGUCGUAUCUGUGGGGGUCUGGCUCUGUACGAGUGUCGAGACUGUUAUGAGGACGGAGACAUCACCGCCGGCAAAAUUAAACAGUUCUGUGAAAAGUGCAAUACACAGGUUCAUCUCCACCCACGAAGGAAAAGUCAUCGGCACGGGAAACUUUCUGUCCCCAAGGAGCUACAGGACGGUACGGGUCGUCAGGGCUUUUUUCCCCGUCAGAGGAUGGAGCUGUUCGCCGUGCUCUGCAUCGAAACCAGUCAUUACGUGGCCUUCGUCAAGUACGGCAGUGCAGAGUCGGCCUGGCUCUUCUUCGACAGCAUGGCAGACCGUGAUGGAGGACAGAAUGGUUUCAACAUCCCCCAGGUGUCCCCUUGUCCAGAGGUGGAGGCCUAUUUGAAAAUGACCCCAGAGGAGCUGCACGCUCUGGACCCUAAAAGCAUCCAGGGCCAGGCCAGGCGCCUACUGUGUGACGCUUAUAUGUGCAUGUACCAGAGCCCGACCAUGAGCCUGUACAAGUAAGAGCUUCCUCCAAACUCCUGUCCCUUCAUUUCUGUCCUCCUCACACCAGGAGUGGAGAUUCCCUGGAGACCACAACUGAAAAAAAAAAAAACUCAGAAAGGCUACCUGGAGUGAACCGCUUUCCUCACUACCUGCUCAUCUCUGCAAGUUGGACACAUGGGGAAAAAAGAGAGAGGGCCUAUUUGCACUGUGCAUUAGUGUUGUUUUCUACAUGUCGUCCUUCGUAGCUGUUCUGUGUCUCACAGCGGAGCAUUGAAGCAGAUCUCGGGUGAAAUUCACUCCCAUCCCUGAGAGGAAGUGUGGAGAGGAGGAAGAAGAGCGGGAGGGUGUGUUUGUGACGUUGUGGUCGAGCAAACACGUAAGAAAAAAAAAA
Messenger RNA from Cynoglossus semilaevis (tongue sole), 3602 nucleotides. It is a transcript of the gene cyld, whose product is annotated as cylindromatosis (turban tumor syndrome). The record is from RefSeq and is a predicted model, not a curated record. NCBI's taxonomy places the organism in Eukaryota, Metazoa, Chordata, Actinopteri, Pleuronectiformes, Cynoglossidae. Gene Ontology annotation, molecular function: cysteine-type deubiquitinase activity. The transcript is spliced from 17 exons. Bases 362 to 3229 code for a protein of 955 amino acids. Gene Ontology annotation, biological process: protein deubiquitination.